AUGCCAACUAGUCGCCAUGUAAGCCCCGGCUCGCACCGGAGAGCAGGAGCAGUUUACGUCGUUGGCGCUGGUGCGGGGGACGAGACAAAGGCUCUCCUAGCCUGCUUGACGUGCCGAAGGAAAAAAGUCAAGUGCUCUGGAACGAGCCCGUGCUCCUACUGCGCGAAGCGGGACCUGGAGUGCAAAGUGUCUGAGCGUGGCCGGAGGAGGGUGUACUCUGUCGCCAGGAUUAAGAACCUGGAGGCUCGCUUGGCCGCCUACGAGAGCUCCCCCCAGGGACAGGACGGCAAUCUGGAGGCUGAGACGUACAUGGACAGCGAGUCCCUGGAAAAGCAAUCGCGUACGGCCGGCCCUGUUUGUGCAUCAGUACCAACUACGCAGAUGGAGAAUGCACCGUCUGGCGAAGCCUCGGGCCCGUCUUUUGGGGAAACUCGCCAGUUGUCGACCGUCAACGUGCACACGGAGCCGUCAGAGCCAUUGUCAGGCUCAACUAUUUCGGCGGAUUCUUCACUGAACUCGAGCUACGCAUUCGGCUCGCGGGUGCAAAGGCUGCUUCAGGGCUCGAGGGCGACACCACACCGAGGUGGUGAUUCCGACUGUCUUCCGCGCGAGCUUGACCGGUUCUCAAGCUCCGGUACCUGCAUCUUCGACCUGCCGUCCUUUCCAAUGGAGGAGGAGGAGGCGCGGGAGCUGUUGGAGACGUAG
Molecule: messenger RNA, 705 nt
Organism: Purpureocillium takamizusanense
Lineage: Eukaryota; Fungi; Ascomycota; Sordariomycetes; Hypocreales; Ophiocordycipitaceae
Exons: 5
Coding region: 1-705 (234 amino acids)
Biological process (GO): regulation of DNA-templated transcription
Molecular function (GO): zinc ion binding; DNA-binding transcription factor activity, RNA polymerase II-specific
Source: RefSeq, a predicted model, not a curated record